Orbicella faveolata is the source of this 2346-nucleotide messenger RNA. RefSeq lists its product as uncharacterized. Lineage: Eukaryota; Metazoa; Cnidaria; Anthozoa; Scleractinia; Merulinidae. The record is from RefSeq and is a predicted model, not a curated record.
CUGUUAUCUCCUGAAAAUCCAAUAAGUUUUGGGACGAGCUGUAGCACGUCUCGUCUACCAGCGUGUAUAAAAUGAACAUACUCGCCGUGACAUUCUGCAUAUAUACUGGGCAUAUAACGAGUCACAUAUCACUUAAGGAUGGUACUAAGAUUGAUGAUGGUUUCAUUAUGUGUGACGAUAAUACUUGUCUACAGCAUCAGUACAAAUUACGCUGCGGUCAAUCUCUGUGAGGAUCCGGUCGACUGUGAUGUAUCAUUCAAACCACUGGGUUGCUUUAAAGAUAAUCAACAUAAGCGAGCACUUCCGUAUUACAUCUACAAUGAACGAGACAAAUCCAUCGCUAAUUACGGCGGGCAAAUGAUCAACUGGAACGAUUGGGAAAACUAUCUCCCUGGCUUUAUCUGCCGCUGUGCCAAGAAAGCGAAAGAGCACGGUUAUGACUUGUUCGGAGUACAAUUCUUUGGCGAAUGCCAUGCCGGGAUUAGCUCGUCACAUCAUUAUGACAGGCAUGGCCAAGGGCGUUGCAAAGAUUGCAUUGGAACCGAUAAGAACGAUUGCAACGAGCGAAAAUUUUGUGCAGGAAAGGCAUGGCGUAAUAUGGUUUACAGGAUUGUUGAUUUCUGCAGUGUCAGAUUUGAGCGUAUUGGCUGCUUUAACGAUAAGAAGGACUCACCGCGUCUUCUGCCAUCAUACCUGUUGAACGACAGAGAUAAACAGCUACAGAGUUUCAGCGGUCAGUUGAUAGACUGGGAAAACUGGUACGAGCAUCUGCCAAAUUUCGUCUGCCGCUGUGCGAAAAGAGCGCUUGAAAAGGGCUGGAGACUGUUUGGAAUUCAGUUCUGGGGUGAAUGCUGGAGUGGUCCUGAUGACUCCGCCUUCUAUCUUGAAGGGCAUGCGCCGCUUGAGGGAUGCGCAGACCAGUGUAUUAACGACUGCGCCUACUCAACUAGGUUCUGUGCUGGAAAGAACUUCACCAACGCUGUAUACGCUAUCAGAGAAGAGGUUAACGAGGGAAGUGCGAUGCCAGACUAUGUGAAUAUCAUUGAGUAACGAAGUUACAAAGGGAUUUCCCCUCCAACCAAAACCACAGGAAUACCAAUAUAAGAAUAGUCUUUAGUGUUGUAGUAAACAAUGCUUGUUGAAUUGGAAUAUUAAAAAUAAAUGCUACGCACAAUAUUUGUGACUGUCUUCCAUUCAUUGUUGUCUCUCGUGCGACAUGCAUACACUGUAAUGAAAUGGGCUAUUCAAAACAAUUAAUUUAAAUCAGUUAAUUAAUUCAACUUGUUGCCUCAAUUAGUUGAGUCGAUGAUGUAAUGAAUCAGUGAAUAUUACAACGCUGAAAAUUGAAAAAACAUAGAUAUAUAUAUCCCAGUGUGACACCACGCCGCUGAAAUUAAUUAUGCAGGGUCUUGUCCGUUGACCGGCCUCAAUAAAUCAUCUGUUGAUGUAAGGCCCAUAUUUUAAAGUCCUAUCUCUGCCGCCGUGAUGAUCAAACGUAAAGUCUCAUUUGACUGAAUCCAGUAACUUCUUCAGCCAUAUUUUAUUUAAUGGCGAAAAACUAUUGCAGCGUGCGUACAGUCUCCUAACUAGAGCUACCGAAUACAAGGAAAAAGAUGGCUCCUUACGCUUUCAUUUUCAGUCAGCUUCACUCCUAUUGGUAUUUUUAUAUUCAUUUGGUAGAUAACCCGACUGAGACAAAAAUAAAUGCAUGUGUAUUGUUACAAAAUGAUAAGUGAAUGAAAAACAUAAUUGUGCAGUUUGGUUGUGAAAUCAGACUUUAAGACAAAUUUUAAAAACAACAAAUGAAAUUUUUCUUGCCGAAUAUCACGGAACAGCGUAAAUUUUAAAUCGACUAUUUUUCAAGCCAGUAGUGUAUUGAAAGCGUUCAGUUAUGAUUUCUGGAGAUUUUAUUAUUGCCAAUGCGAAGCUUAUUUAAGCCGAUGUUUCUGAUAAAAGACGAACCUUGUCUUAAUUGCAUAAAGCUUAACAAGUAGGGUAUGACAGCAUGGUUAGUUAAAAAUUCCCGAUUACUGGCAGCAAAUUUAAAAUAGUUUACAAAAACAAAUUUGCUAGUCAAGUAAACUUGCGUUAAGACAUCACAUUUCAUUUCAUGGCUGGUGUUUCAAUAAUAUCAAAUGACAAGAACGAUAAGUGAAACCAAUUAAACCAGCUGUAUUUUAGCAUGUGUAACACGAAACAUAAUAUGCCGAUUCUUUGCCUGAGUAAAAUGGGAGCGAAAAUAUCUGUCAGUUUGCCCGUAUGGUAACUAAAGAAGCCAUCUUGUUUUCUGAAAACCUUUCAAAGAAUAUCACAACUGCUCACACGAAGAAGCUGAUAAUGUUUAAA